This is a messenger RNA of Opisthocomus hoazin, 726 nucleotides long. Lineage: Eukaryota; Metazoa; Chordata; Aves; Opisthocomiformes; Opisthocomidae. The record is from RefSeq and is a predicted model, not a curated record.
AUGCCCGGUGGGAACUGUGACCGCUACGCUCUCUGCAACGCACUGAUCAAAGCAUCUGGUCUGAAGCUGCGGUUCUGCACUAACGAAACCCAAGCGACCCGGGAGAAGUUUGUGAAGAAGCUCCAGGGCAUGGGCUUUGACAUCUCCGUGGCCGAAGUCCCUGCCCCAGCGCCCGCAGCCUGCCGCAUUUUGAAGGAGCGCAGCCUGAGGCCGCAUUUGCUCGUGCACAACGAUCUUGUCCCUGAAUUCGCUGAGAUUGAUAAAGCAAACCCAAACUGUGUGGUUAUCGGAGAUGCAGCGGAAAACUUCACCUAUGCAAACCUUAACGAAGCUUUCCGAGUUCUGAUUGGGAUGGAGAAGCCUGUUUUGAUCUCCCUUGGAAGAGGACGCUACUAUAAAGAAACUGAUGGUCUGAAACUUGAUGUUGGAGCAUAUAUGAAGGCAUUAGAGUACGCUUGUGAUGUUGAAGCUGAGGUAGUGGGAAAACCAGCAAAAAUGUUUUUUGAGUCAGCCUUAGCAGAAAUGGGAGUUCCGCCACAACAGGCCAUCAUGAUUGGAGAUGAUAUUGUGAAUGAUGUAGGAGGUGCCCAGCGGUGCGGGAUGAGAGCUCUGCAAGUGCGGACGGGGAAGUACAGGCCUUGCGAUGAGAACCACCCCCACGUGAAGCCUGACGCCUACGUGAACAACCUCGCCGAAGCGGUCGACGUGAUCCUCCGGCAGCUGUAA